Sycon ciliatum is the source of this 427-nucleotide messenger RNA. Its product is annotated as glutathione S-transferase 3, mitochondrial-like. Gene Ontology annotation, molecular function: glutathione transferase activity; glutathione peroxidase activity. Lineage: Eukaryota; Metazoa; Porifera; Calcarea; Leucosolenida; Sycettidae. Gene Ontology annotation, cellular component: nuclear envelope; endoplasmic reticulum; membrane. The record is from RefSeq and is a predicted model, not a curated record.
UUUGGAAGCAUUGCCGCUAUUCCUGACGACUGGCUUGAUUGCAGGAGUGUACCAUCCGAUAAUAGCCUCAGUCUUCAAUGUUAUCUACCUGCUGGGCCGGCUUAUCUACGCUCAAGGCUACUCCACUGGAGAUCCGGAGAAGCGUGGCCGCGGCAGCUUCAUGUACAUUGGUUACCUUGGCAACGUUGGCCUGACGAUUUACACAGCGCUGUGUCUUCUGCGUGUAGUGUAGUUGAAUAGUUUGUGAUGUCAGUUUGGCAAAAGCAGGUCUUUGCCGUAUGCUGCAUUAAAUUGUUAUGUGUGUAGGACAUUUGUUCCUCGAAUCUCUAUAAUCCACUUCAUGUGUUCUAUCCCGUUAUGCUACAUAAUUUUUUAACUACACGCUCCCAUAUACUGUCUCUCUCUCUCUCUCUCUCUCUCUCUCUCU